Anolis sagrei ordinatus is the source of this 1184-nucleotide messenger RNA. NCBI's taxonomy places the organism in Eukaryota, Metazoa, Chordata, Lepidosauria, Squamata, Anolidae. The record is from RefSeq and is a predicted model, not a curated record.
UCUCCUUUUGCAGGCGUCGAUGAGGUGACCAUCGUCAACAUCUUGACAAAUCGCAGCAACGAACAGCGCCAAGACAUCGCUUUCGCCUACCAGCGGAGGACAAAGAAGGAACUUCCGGUGGCCCUGAAGUCGGCGCUGUCGGGACACUUGGAAGCGGUCAUGCUGGGUUUGCUGAAGACGCCCCCGCAAUACGAUGCAUCGGAGCUCAAAGCCGCAAUGAAGGGCCUGGGGACAGACGAAGACACGCUCAUUGAGAUCAUUUGCUCGCGGACAAACCAGGAACUCCACUUAAUCAACAGAGUUUACAAAGAAAUGUACAAAACUGAGCUGGAAAAGGACAUCAUCUCAGACACAUCUGGCGAUUUCCGAAAGCUGAUGGUUGCCCUGGCCAAGGGGAGGAGAAACGAGGAUGCUUCCGUGGUGGACUAUGAGCUGAUUGACCUAGAUGCCAGGGAACUGUAUGAUGCGGGCGUCAAGAGGAAGGGCACCGAUGUUGCCAAGUGGAUCAAUAUCAUGACUGAGAGGAGCGUCCCCCACCUUCAAAAAGUGAUGGAGAGGUACAAGAGCUACAGUCCUUUUGACAUGGUGGAAAGCAUCAAGAAGGAGGUGAAAGGAGACCUGGAAAACGCCUUCAUCAAUCUUGUUCAGUGCAUCCAGAACAAGCAGCUGUACUUCGCCGACCGCCUCUACGAGUCCAUGAAGGGCAAAGGCACCCGGGACAAGAUUCUGACCCGGAUCAUGGUCUCCCGCGCCGAGGUCGACAUGCUCAAGAUUAAGAGCGAAUUCAAGAGGAAAUACGGGAAGUCCCUCUAUUACUUCAUUCAGCAAGACACCAAAGGCGACUACCAGCGGGCCCUCCUGAACCUGUGCGGCGGCGAAGACUGAAAACGGAUCGAGAAGAAAAGAAAGCGACAUUACGCGUGGCUUUCUUCCUCCCUUGGCUUCUCUCAUCCCUUCCUUCCCUAUUUUUGCAAAGCCCGAACUUUCACUAACCCGAAAUUCUGUAUUAAUGCCUCAUCGUUGCUUUGGUAGAGAUAUUUUCCCCUUUCUGCGCAGCUUUCUCCGCAACUUGCUGCAGCAAAGUAAACAUUCCAAAAAAAUAGGAGAAGAGAGGCCGGCACCGUCGUCUUUGUAUGGUUGAGAGUAUCAAUAAAUACGGAGUUUAUACUUUACGAAAAUGAUAA